Aspergillus calidoustus is the source of this 309-nucleotide messenger RNA. Lineage: Eukaryota; Fungi; Ascomycota; Eurotiomycetes; Eurotiales; Aspergillaceae. The record is from the annotation of a GenBank genome assembly.
AUGGAUCAUCGCAAGCUGUGGUUCCGCGACAGCCCCUGGUUCUUAUGGUACCGAAUCGAAUACAAAGUCCUCAAACAUCAUCCAACCGCAGCCCAGAAACUCCGUCGAGUCCUUCACGACAAGCUCGGUCUCACGGAAAAGGAGUGGGCGGCCGUUGAACGCUUUUUCGUUAAUCACGAGGCGCUGGGAGUCGCGACGCAACGCAACGAGUGGUUUGGCAAGGAAUGCGCCCGGCUGGAGAAGAUCCUCGACAACACCAAGAAUCUCAACACCGAGGAGUCACUCCAGGUCUCGAGCGAGUACCACUAA